Molecule: messenger RNA, 2761 nt
Organism: Mugil cephalus (flathead mullet)
Lineage: Eukaryota; Metazoa; Chordata; Actinopteri; Mugiliformes; Mugilidae
Gene: lrtm1
Product: leucine-rich repeat and transmembrane domain-containing protein 1
Exons: 4
Coding region: 641-1816 (391 amino acids)
Cellular component (GO): plasma membrane
Molecular function (GO): protein binding
Source: RefSeq, a predicted model, not a curated record
GCGUGAAUGCCAGUGAACGCUGUGAUUUAAGAGGCACAGCUGUCCACGGGGAGAUGACACACCAUCACACACACCAAUGCAACUGGGGACGGGGAGAGCGAGCGAGCGAGCAAAACAACGAGGGGAGGACAGGGUGCCGAUCCGGUGUCGGCAGCGGAGCAGAAAUUUAGACGGGAGGAGAAAUAGAAUGCGGGGAAUGAAGCAGAACAAGAGGUUCAGAGAUAGUGAGAGAUCAACAGGGAGAAAGAUAAGAGGCUAGAGAGUUAGGGAGAGAGAGAGAGAGAGAGAGAGAGAGGGAGAGAGAGAGUGAGAGAGAGAGGGAGAGAGAGAGAGAGAGGCAGCGCUUCCUAACUCCAGUGAUUCCCAGGCUGGCAGUGAGCUCUCCGCUCUGAUCUGCCAGCUCUGAUGGAGUUUCAUGCCCUCGCAGGCAGUGCUGGGGAUCCAGAGGGCAUCACAGGUUUCCGCUGCUGACCAGGUCCUCUGAUCCAGCACCCACUUUUUUUUGACCAUAUCCGCCUGCAGCACAGAUGAGAGUCAGGAUGAGCUAAUCUCAACCUCACUAAGGGCUAAUGGAUCAUCAACCGGUGACAGCCACCACAAUCCAAAACAGGGAGCAGAGAGAACACUGAAUGCAAGAAGAAUGGCAGAUAUGAGAGUGAUACUGGUGUGUGCUCUGCUCUACCCCCUGUCUUUGUCACAUGCCUGUCCAAAGGAGUGUAGCUGCAACAGCAACACCAAAGUAGUAGACUGCCGGGGCCGAGGCCUCUAUGACAUUCCUCGACGACUGCAUCCAGACACCCAAGAACUGUAUCUGCAAGACAAUCGUAUCAGGGGGCUGGGAUCAGUGGCUUUCAGGGAAAUACCCCUCGUCCGCAUUAUCGACCUAUCGAACAACUCCAUAACAUCUAUAUCACCCACUGCUCUGCUCAGGCUGAGGACACUGCAGCGCCUCAGCCUGGCCUACAACAGCCUAAAAGAGCUUGACAAGCGGUUGCUCGGCCCGAUCCGCACGCUUUCACACCUCGACCUCUCACAUAACAGCUUGUGGGGACUGCCGGGAGCCAUGGGGGACAGUUUGAGGAACCUCAGCCACUUGGGGUUAGCGUACAACAGAAUAACGCGAUUGGACCGCUCCCUCCUUGAGGCCCUGACACACCUGGACAGCCUCACGCUACGAGGCAACCUCUGGAAGUGUGACUGCCAGCUCAUAGGCCUCAAGCUCUGGCUGGAGACCUACCUGUUUAAAGGUGGAGUCGUGGAUGAAGUAAUCUGCUUGCAGCCAGAAGAAAUGAGGAACAGAGACCUUCAGAAAGUCCCUUACCAGCUCUUCCAUGCCUGUAUGACUACAAGCUACCAUUACCUGUUUGCCAACAUACACCACCUGGAGUCUGAGAGGCUACUGCGAGGCCACACCCAUGGCAACCAUGCUCAUCCCUCAAGCCACACUCUCCAUAUCCCCAUGGCAAUGGGGGAGGGCUUUGGUGGUGGUGGGGGAGCGGAAGGAGGAGCAGGAGGAGGAGGAGGAGGAGGGGGAGGAGGAGGAGGAGGAGGGGGUAUGGUAGAGUGUGAAACUAAGCAGAGGCCACGGCCUGUCAACUUGCGCCACGCUAUCGCCACCGUGAUCAUCACCGGCGUGGUGUGUGGGAUCGUGUGUCUCAUGAUGCUGGCAGCAGCAGUGUACGGAUGUGCCUACGCUGCGAUCAUGGCCAAAUACCAGCGAGAGUUAAAGAAGAACGAGGAGCUGGCAGCAGCGGCGCAGGGGGCGGAUCACGCCACGGCCGACGAGAAGGAACCACUGGAGAACGCCAUCGCCUAGGGGACGAAAACAUCAACCUUGAACUCAAAACCUGGGCCUCAACCCUUUAACCUAACUGUCUCUGGAUGCCAUGUGUGUGUGCUCGUGCAUAUGUGUCGGAGAGAGGGAGACAGAGGCGGGAUGAUGUAUUUUUGUGUGUGUUCACCUCAUUUCUGAGAUUUGGGUAGCUAAAUUCCGCAGGUAUUUGACUAUGCACUGACGAGGAGAGUAUCUUCUACUGUAUGCGGGUUUGAGGGGCAGGCCAAAGAACUCAAAGAUAUAAAUUUCAGUUUGUCUGAGAAAUGCAUAUCACAGAUAGGAACAAAUUGCUAUAUAUUUAUAACUGUGUACUUCUAGAUAUAAUAGUAAAGUUCUGGUAUUUAUAAAGUGGAUUUUAGAAUCUGGUUGUCUUUUCACUGUUGUUCAUCUGUUUUUGACGUAAUUUUGAAAACUCCUAGUAGGCAGCUGCUGUCCUAAGUUGUUUGUAUCACUGUUGUGAGUGUCUGAGAGCAAGACUGAGACUUUUUGUGUUUCAUUUGUGCUGAAGAAUGCAUGGGAAUAUGUACACUGUAUGCACAUGCUCAUUUCAAGCGUCUGUGCCUAAUAUCAAGAAAACGUUCUGAGGAGGAAAUACGUUUUCCUAAAGGAUUAAAAGGAUUAUUAUUAUUAUUUUUUUUUUUCUGACCACUCCGUGAAAAUGGGAAAUUCGUUGAAGCAAUAAUGAAACAAACUAAAAAUGAAAACAGCAAAACCUGGGCUCGGCAUGGUUGUUUUUCCACGACUCUGUGAGUUCAUGAGUGUGUGUUGUCAUCCUGCUGCACACAGUCACACCAAUACACACACACGUUUAGAAGAACAGCUCUUGAGGUCAGCGUAGUUUCAUUUGUUAGUGAGUCAAUGAUUACAUAACAGUAGUCAUGUCUUGCAAUAUGUAUUACAUAAAAUAAAAGGAAACAUUUUACCUGU